UUACAAGCAUAUAUAGUGAAUAGGAGUAUUCGUGCUAUAACUCAUUAAAUUACCAUACUGAAGGUACAAAUGUAUACGUUCUCUCAUCAGUAGUACGGCUUUGGCCAGACCAAAACUAAAAUACCCAACAGAACGAAAGAGCCGGCUAAUAUUUCGUUGCUAGGCAUCAGAUUCUCCUAAGAAUCAUGGAGGAUACUUACACUUUCAUAUACGUGCCGAACCGAGAGUUCAAUACUUUUAAAAAGAAAGACGUAGCCGAACUGUUAAUGAAAUGGUCAAUGAAAGACAAUCUCAGAUUUCAGACCUACUGCUUCAAUCAGCCAUUUCAAACGUAUCGGAAAAAUGAUUUGAUAGAAGCAUUUCUUAAGGACCAGACUGUGAUAGCGUCAUUGGAUUGCUUCCAACAAUCUUGGAAGCCUCGCGUGCCUGCCUGCAAGUCAACUCCUCCUCCGUAUGGAAUUGCUGCAGAUACUGUUGAAAUUAAACAAGUUCCUUGUACUGUAACAUCAAUGUCAUUUUUUGAUCCUCUUCUUGACAGUGAUAAUGGAAUUGUAAGAGGUGAUGGCUGGAUUUCAAAGUGCAUGAUUUAUUCUAUAGAUGGUUUCGAAAUAUAUGAUGAACUUGGAAAGGUACUUCUGGAUAGUGAAAGUGAAAAUUAUGAUAUAUUUUCUGAACAGGACCGGGAACAGUUUAUUUUCCAGAUCUUUAAGCAUCUCUGUCUUGGAGGAAAAUGGUGCCAAUAUGAAGAUAACAUAAAUCCCUACUUGGAAACAACAAAGUUAAUAUACAAAGAUCUGCUAAGGGUACAUAAAGACAGUACAAACAAGAAAUUAUAUAUAUCAUCUUUAGUAUUCAGAGUAGUUGCAAGAGACAAAAAUGGUAUUGCUUAUUUUCCGUUCAAUCCUGACAACAUCCAGAAUUUUGCAUACUUGAUAAUCGACCCACCAGAAAGAAAGAUCACUACUGUCACACAUAAUUAUGGUGGAAAUUUCAGUUCUUAACAAGACAUAUUAUUUAAACAGCUGACUAAGGUACAUGCUACCUUUUCAACCUAAUGGUGGUAAAUGGUGAAAAAAUGUCCACGUAUAUCCCAUAUAACUGAUUCAGCAACUAUGCAGCUUUCAUUACUAUGAAUUAGUAAUUGGAGGACCUUACAUCAGAGCAAACCAAGUACAAAUUAUAUUUUUAAAGUUAUAAAGCUUUAAAACAAAACCUGAUAAAUAAAAACAGUUUGUAAACUCACUCAUAGCAUAUGUUCAAUAUUAUUGAUUAGCAUUUCAUACAUCAGACACCU
Schistocerca piceifrons (Central American locust) is the source of this 1294-nucleotide messenger RNA. Its product is annotated as cilia- and flagella-associated protein 300-like. NCBI's taxonomy places the organism in Eukaryota, Metazoa, Arthropoda, Insecta, Orthoptera, Acrididae. The coding region runs from base 186 to 1001 and encodes 271 amino acids. The transcript has 7 exons. The record is from RefSeq and is a predicted model, not a curated record.